ACUGGCUUAGAGAGCCUCUUUUGCCAGGCGAGAGGCUUUGGCAACAUAUGUCACUUGAGCGACUCUCCUGUCAACCCUUGGGCGCUUGAGUAGAGGGGCGUGUUCAAGUGGGCAGGCCUGAGGUGGAGCAGGAAGAACAUGAUGUCAAAUGUGUUCGUUCAGAGAGAGGAGUUGGAACGCUCUCCUGAUAGUGCUGUCUCUGGAAUUCUAGCUUUCACCGUCAUGCACAUAAGGAUGUAGAAUGACUCAACAAUUAGUUUGCUGUGCCUUAGAAAGUCCAAGGAUUGCCAAUUGAUCUUUCUCAACGCAUAUUCCAUUACUCCUCUGUGUCCACUGACCAGCGGAGGGUGAUGAGGCAGGCAGGGAGCCUCCACUUUGUUCUGCUGCUGGCUCUGAGCACUGAGGCCACAAGCCUCAAUAUCCCCCCUGAAGUGGAGCAGCUUCCCACUAUUAUAUUUCACACGACGGGUCCCAUAGUUGCCCUUCCUUACGACAACACCGUGACAAUCAGGUGUGAAGCAAAGGGAAACCCUCCCCCAGAAUACAGAUGGACAAAAGAUGAUCUCGACUUUGUUCCUCCCCAGUCUGCAACUAUCAGAAGUGACCAACUUGCCACGGAUGGUACUUUUGUGCUUCAAAACAAAAGCCUUUCUCGAUUUCAGGGUAAAUAUCGAUGCUAUGCUUCCAACAAGCUGGGAACCGCCAUGACUGAGCCAAUUGAGCUGAUAGUACCUAGUAUGCCGAAAUUUCCAAAGGAGACGAUAGAACCAAUUGUUGUUGAGGAGGGAGAACCUUUCGUCCUGCGGUGUAACCCUCCAAAAGGCGUUCCCCCAAGAAAGAUCCACUGGAUGUCCAUUGAUCUGCAGCACAUUCAGCAAGAUGAGAGGGUUUCCAUGGGCACUGACGGCAGCCUGUACUUCUCUCAUGCCUUACAGAAAGACAGUCGUCAGGACUACUGCUGCUUUGCCGACUUUCUUCGCAUACGCACAAUUGUCCACAAACCCGCUAUGGCUGUCGAGGUCACUCCAUGGACACCAGCGAAUAAAUUUGCUGACAGCAGACACGUCAGCCCCCCUGUGAGAACACCCAGCCUUUUGCUGCCCUCUGGUGUCCAGACAGAGAAAGUGCUGUUGAAAGGAGCUGAACUUCAGCUUGAGUGUGUGCCAGGGGGAAAUCCCACUCCGACGAUAGAAUGGAUGAAGAUGGGAGACAAGCUUACCACUCGAGUAAAAUUGGACAACUAUGGAAAAUUAUUGACCAUCGCUGCAGUAGAGGAAAGUGAUGAGGGCAAAUACAUGUGCUUAGCCAAAAACUCAGCUGGAAAGGCUUCCCACUACUUUGACGUCAUAGUAGAAGAGCCUCCAAAGUGGCUGACAGCGCCGCCUCAUAGCCAGCUGACUGUGAUCAGCUCUGAUGUGCACAUCAAGUGCUCGGUCAGCGGGAAACCACAACCAGACAUUAUGUGGAGAAAGAAUGGACAUGUUUUUGAAGAUGACCCCUUGAACAACAAACGAGUGCUUGAUGACACACUGGUGCUCCACAAUGCCAUGCCAGAUGACAGUGGCGUAUACCAGUGUGAAGCAGCCAACAGACAUGGCGUUGUCCUGGCCAACAUUAACAUCAUGGUCAUGAAUAUGGCUCCUCUGAUCCUGACCGCGGACUACCUCGAGUACGCAGUGAUACGUGGCGAAGAUGUGGCAAUGAACUGUAGUGCUUUUGGCUCGCCACCUCCCACUAUGUCUUGGGCCAAAGAUGAGACUCUAGCAACCAUUGAGGGAGAAAGAUUUGUUGCCCUUCAGAAUGGGUCAUUACAAAUCUCCAGUGUAGAGAAGAACGACAGCAGCAAAUACGUCUGUGUUGCAGAUAACAGCGAGGGCAAGACAUCUAUCACGGCUGUUCUGGCAGUGAAAGACCCCACACACAUUGUCAAUGGACCUCAGGACAUGCAGGUCAUCAGUGGAACCACAGCCCAGUUGACGUGUCAGGCCAAUUAUGAUAAAGGUCUGGAGGACUCCUUUCAGUUGUCUUGGAUCAAGGAUGGAGAGAAGAUGACAUUUUCCAUCGAGGAAGAUUCCAGGUACUUUUUGGGUGAUGGCAUGCUGCAGAUUAUGAGCGUGAACCUGAAUGAUGAGGGCGUAUAUACAUGCAUGGCCAGAACACGUCUGGAUGAGGCCAAUGUUUCUGCAAUUCUCACGGUGCUCGAUGUUCCUGAUGCCCCGCAAAAUGUAGAGAUAAGUGAACUUGAGAAUCAGAGACAUAUCCGUUUGACUUGGGUACCUGGCAGUGAUCACAACAGUUCCAUUAUAGAAUUCAUUGUGGAGUAUGAGGAGAGCCAAUGGGAGCCAGGCAAGUGGAAAGCACUCCACAAAAUCCCUGGUAACCAGGCAACAGCCGAGCUGGCACUCCACGGACAUCUUAAUUACCAGUUCAGAGUGUACGCAGAGAACGCUGUUGGACCUGGCCCCCCCAGUGAGCCCACUGAGCGCUACAAAACCCCCCCAGCGGCUCCUGAUAGGAACCCAGAAAACAUUAAAAUCGAAGGCCACCAACCUCAUCAAAUGGACAUCAGCUGGGAGCCACUGCUGCCUGUUGAACACAAUGGCCCAGGCCUGGAGUACAAAGUGAGCUACAGGAAACUUGCUGUGGACGACACCUGGACAGAACACAUGAUCAAAAGACACUCCUUUGUUGUGAGGAACACGUCAACGUUCAUCCCAUAUGAGAUCAAAAUUCAGAGCAGGAACAGCCUUGGCUGGGGACCGGAGCCUAAAAUUGCUACAGGUUAUUCUGGAGAAGAUGUUCCCACCGCUGCGCCACGGGAUGUUGCGGUGGAGCUGAUUAACACGACUGCGCUGAGAGUAAGCUGGACCCCGGUUCCGCCUGCCACAGUGAGAGGUCAUCUAAGGGGGUACCAUGUUCACUGGCUGAGGAAGCGAAGUUUCCUGAAUCCUGACAGGAUCUUGGCUGAGCGCCACACGCUGUCAUUUCCUGGGAAGAGGACUCAUGCCAUUGUGCCCAGCCUUGACGCCUUCUCAGAGUAUUCGCUCACUGUCAACGUCUUCAACAAGAAGGGAAAUGGGCCUAGUAGUGACCCAGUCACCUUCACCACUCCAGAAGGAGUUCCAGGACCAGUGCCCAUUCUGACUACCUCCAAUGCCCAGAAAGAGUCCAUCCGGCUUGUAUGGGGUCCACCACUGGUGGCAAACGGCAUCCUGACUGGCUACUUCCUACAGUACUACCUCAUUAAUGAGACCACAAAGGAGGCGCUCGAUUUCCGGGAAAUAAACAUCACAGGGCCCGACACCACCCACUGGCAGCUGGAGGGCUUAGAAGAGGGCAGCCUCUACCGCUUCCACCUCAGUGCCUGCACUCGGGUAGGGUGUGGACCUCCACUUGCGCAGGAGAGCAGCACUGUCACUCCAGCACCUGAGGCUUCUGUUCAUAGCAACCACAACUGCUCUCUUUCCUUUCCUCGCUUGAUCCCAGGCCGUGCUACUCAUCCUCCUUCUUUAGUUCCAGGCCUGUUGAACAUAAGCUCUUACGUGAGCGACACCUAUGCCAAAAUCAGCUGGACUGCGAGGGAGGAGCAGCAGGACUCGCAGCUUUACGUGGCAUAUAUGAACAACCGUGAUGGUAACUGGCGAAUAUCCGAGGCGGUAAACACGUCUCGACGCUUCCACGUAAUUGACGGGCUCAAACCGGGGACGGUGUACACAGUGCGCCUCAUGGCCAAGACUUUGCUCGAUAACGCUAGCAUUUUCGAAGACGUUAUCCACACGCAAGUCAAAGGCGUGGCAGGCCGUCAAAGAAACAUAUCUACCAAGGGCUGGUUGAUCGGGACUAUGUGUGCUGCAGCGUUCUUCACGCUCGUUGUCCUCACCGUGUGCUUUACGCGGAGGAACCAAGGUGGCAAGUAUGCAGGUACGCCGCCGCCUGGAAGACAAGACAUGCUCGCCAUGGACAAAGUGAAAGAGAAGGAAGACCACCCUGAUGAGGAGUCACAACCCAUGAAUAAUGACACCUUCUGUGAAUACAGUGACAGUGAUGAAAAGCCACUGAGGGGCAGCUUGUGUUCCCUGAACGGUGAUGAUGCGGUCGGGGACAGCGUCAGCAGAGACAGCCUGGUCGACUACGCCGACGGUGGAGGGGAAUUCAGCGAGGACGGCUCCUUUAUCGGGGAAUAUUCAGGACACAAACAAGGAGGAUCUGUCACCGAGGCCAAUGGAUUCGGCCCUGUCACUACAUAAUGCCAAGCUUCCUUUCAAAUUCUGACAAGAAAUUCUCUAUAUUUGGCUACAUUUAUAUAUAGCACACAUAGCUCAAAUCUGAAGCAAUAGAAAUGUCUUUUAUAACUAAUCUUGCCAAGAAACUGUAAAGACAAGUGUUUUUUGUACAUACUGUAAGGCAAUGAACCGAAUAAUUGAACUGAGGAUUUUAUUAUGAUAAUUAAAGAACUUUUUUACCUGUCAAUUA
Molecule: messenger RNA, 4473 nt
Organism: Syngnathus acus (greater pipefish)
Lineage: Eukaryota; Metazoa; Chordata; Actinopteri; Syngnathiformes; Syngnathidae
Product: neural cell adhesion molecule L1-like protein
Exons: 30
Coding region: 351-4247 (1298 amino acids)
Biological process (GO): cell-cell adhesion
Molecular function (GO): protein binding
Source: RefSeq, a predicted model, not a curated record